AGCUUCUUUUUCAUUUUGGUGUUCAUCACUCUUUCUGGUGUGAAGCUCAAUUCCUUUGGCAGUCAUUUUUUUCACCACUAUUCAUUGGAAGAGAAAUUAAAGAUUUUUUUGUUAAGUGUAUCAAACUCGAAAACAACUCCGACUUAAUUUUGCUUUUCCUUUGAGUUAAAUUUGAAUUUUCAUUUUUAUCUUGUGGGUAUAUUGACAAAUCGUGGACAUGCAUGCACCUAUAGUUUGGGGGUUUUGAAAUUCCCAAUUUGAAUAUGAGCUAUAAUGUCUCUGUAAUUUGAUAAAUUUUUGUUUCCAUCUAUUAGGACUGAUCUAUUUUUGGGGUGUGUUUUAUAUUCAACCUCUUGUUCUUGAUUAUUUUUCUUGCCUCUUCUAUGAGAAGAUUAGUUGGGUUACUACAAGAAUGAGUGACAUGGGCUUACCAUAUAAGUGUCGCCCUUCUCAGUCUUAGGUGCAAUUUGGUGAAUGUUUGUGUUGAAUUUUAAAAUCUGAGUAGAUGCUAUAUUGCAAAUCACUGAUGAGAAAACUCAAGUUAUAACCGCUGGACCAGAAAAGUUGUUUGUGAGCAAACAUUGUUUAUGUAAUAUACUUAGAAGUGGUAAAAAUCAAGAGAUGUCAUGACAUUGCUAUAUCAUGGGGCCACUAAACUGACAAAAAAGCUUAACCAGUUGAUGUUCGUAGAUGACGAUAAUUAGCAUGCCAUAAGUGAAGAAUCAGAUGACACCGAAAGGCCAAAUAUGUUGUUAAUUGGAACAACAAUGAAUAAUCAGUAGUGAUAAUUUGUGCAAGAGUAACCAAAAAUUUUAUUUUGUAUGAUCAUCCAUAUUUUGGGAGAUGUGCAACUUGUUGAAUUCCGUAGCAACGGCGGUAUUAUCCAUAUUUUGGGAGAUGUGCAACAUGUUGAUUUUCAUAGCAAUGUCUAUAUUGAAUUACCAGAAACUUACGAGUUGAUGUCAAAAACAAGCAAGUUAAGGCAAAGCCGGUUAUCUUCCACGGGAAGAGAAGUUUGCAAUACUAUGAGAUCUCGUCAAAGAGUAACUACAACUUUGAGAAGCCUUUUCUGUACCUUGAUUGAAAGCUUGUUGGGGAUGGUAAUCUUGACUUUGUGUAAACACCUGCACUUGCACCCCCAGAAGUACAAAUUGACUUGGUUGUACAAGCACAGAGUUGCUAGCAUGAUGAGUCACAUGUCUACUGGUGGUGGUGCCAUUUUGGAGCUUGCUACCUGGUGUCAUAGCUUUAGACGAAGCAGACGCCCCUGUUGCUGUGUAAAAUAAUUUGUAGUAAACUCUUUUUCCCUAUAUCAAUGGUGAUUUCUAGUUGGUAAACAUUGAGUUGACGUUGUAGAUUUUUCAGGUGAUACUUGCAAUAUAUGGUCCUCUUUUUCUUCCCAUCUGUGUUGUUUGUCUAAAUAAAGGGUGAGUGUAUCAGUUAUAGACAGCUACAGCUUUCACGUCUUUCAACAAAUUUAGUUCAUUUUGGAGCAACUUCUAUAGACGUAAGGACACUGUUAUUUGAACAAACUAACAUUGUCUUAGUAAUAUUCAGUUUUGCACUAAAUUACAUCUCCUGGAUCAUGACAUAUCUAUUGUGGAAGGAUGUGUUAUACCAUAUUAUACGUGGUGAUCUAUGUAAAAGUGAGAUUAGUUUGUGAAUUGAUGCACAUAUCUAAAUUACUAUGAUAAUGCAUAUACCUAGCGGUCAUUUUAAUGUUGGCAUUUGAACAUCAAUUUUCAACUGAAGGACACGAGAAAUUUGUGAUGAAAAAUUAAAGUGAGCAUCUUUGCACAGAAAAGGUAAAUAUCAUGGCUUUCAUCCAGUCCGGUCUAAGGGACUUAUCAUGUGACAAGUUUUAACUUGUGAUUUACGUUACUGGUGGAACUCUCUCAUAUUCCUGAAUGAGAGUUGGAGCAUAACAUUUUUAGAAGGAAGUUGGAGAUGUACAACUUUCAAUGAUUAAAGUGUAACUGAAUUGGAAUUAAGAUAGUUAAUAACAUUAAAACCUUAUGUAUUCUUUCUUAAUGCUAAAUUUUUUAACUUUUGGUGUUUGUAGAGUUGUUCCAUUAUUAAUCAAUCUGUAUCCAGACUGCAAGAACUAUUCAGUGCAAUCUGAUUUCUCUGGUCUAUACUUUAAAUCUUUGAAACGUAAAGAAUACAAUUAAUGAUAAAAGGAGUCAUCAGCCUUUUCAUUUGAUCGCUCUUUUACGG
This is a messenger RNA of Capsicum annuum, 2217 nucleotides long. RefSeq lists its product as uncharacterized. The record is from RefSeq and is a predicted model, not a curated record. Lineage: Eukaryota; Viridiplantae; Streptophyta; Magnoliopsida; Solanales; Solanaceae. The transcript is spliced from 4 exons. The coding region runs from base 822 to 1286 and encodes 154 amino acids.